AUGGCUGCCCUAUGCCAGGCUGACUUCAAGGUCAAUUUCUCGGCCACGGUGGCACACCCAGCUACCCUCAUGCCCAAGUCACCCAUGACAAGGCUCCCAACUCGAACUAGUGCUCCGAGUCGAUUGCCAAGUUCGCGGUCCCGCAUGACGACUUCAGCAUGUGUUGCGCAUAGCACAGUGGAUUUCCCUUUUGACUUCUUUGAGAGCAUGGUUGAGCCCAUGUGUCUCAUGGUCUGGACAUUCGAUCGCCGUCCUGCUCAGGCCAAGCCAGGUUUGAUCCAAUGGAUGCAUAAUACUGUCCAUCAGACGUUAAAGAAGCCCCAGCAAAAGAUCAAGGAACACACGUUGUUCCAAGUUCACGUAUCGGAAGGCAAGGGCUUCUUCGUCAAGAAAUUACCCACGCACCUCUUUUACUCGGUCUUGACGACCGUGCCAGACGUCGUGCUCAGGCAACCAUUUACGAUUGGAUGUCUGCGAUUCCCCUUGUUGCCCCAGCAAGCCCAGGCACGGGAGUCCCACCUACAGCGCGAGCUUCGUUUGUGCUGGGGCGAGACCGGCGACGAGUUUUGGAUUGAUUUGCUAUUGCGGCAUGGCGUCAGCCUCGCCCUCAAGAACAUUGCAUGGCUUGGUAUAAUAGGGAAGCGAGCACGAAGACUUUUGAAUCAACAUGCCUCUGGCGACGAACAUCUACCGUGGAUUGGGGAACAUUGCAGCGGCAUGGUACGACAGGAACGCGAACAUGAAGCAUGUCAGGGAUGGAACUACACUUGCCUUAAUUAUUCAGGCCACACAUUCGACCCUCACACCGCUGCCAACGCCAACAGGCGUUAUCUUCGCACGCUCUUCCUUUAUUUCUGA
This is a messenger RNA of Emericellopsis atlantica, 858 nucleotides long. RefSeq lists its product as uncharacterized. Lineage: Eukaryota; Fungi; Ascomycota; Sordariomycetes; Hypocreales; Bionectriaceae. The coding region runs from base 1 to 858 and encodes 285 amino acids. The record is from RefSeq and is a predicted model, not a curated record. The transcript is spliced from 5 exons.